Molecule: messenger RNA, 4045 nt
Organism: Lacerta agilis (Sand lizard)
Lineage: Eukaryota; Metazoa; Chordata; Lepidosauria; Squamata; Lacertidae
Gene: GRIP2
Product: glutamate receptor interacting protein 2
Exons: 24
Coding region: 300-3566 (1088 amino acids)
Biological process (GO): neurotransmitter receptor transport, endosome to postsynaptic membrane
Molecular function (GO): protein binding
Source: RefSeq, a predicted model, not a curated record
GAUUCCCCGCCCGCUCCCCUCCUUCCUGCCGGCCCCAAACACAGAUGAAGCACGCGGCGCGAAUCAAUGCCUAGCGUGGCCGAGCAGGCAGCCUGGCUCCCCCAGCGGCUCGCUGCCCGCGCUCGCCUCUCUCCGAGCCACAACACUUUCGGCGUGCUGCGCUGGGCGGGGGUGGCGUGGGGAACUCUCCGCUUAGCCUUAUUCUACCCCAGGAGGGGAAGUCUCCCGCCGCCGCCGCUGCCGCCACCAACACCUUCGGGGCUUGUGCAUAAGCGCGAGCAGGUUGACCCUGUGCCGGGAUGCCGGGCUGGAGGAAGAAUCUGACUCUGUGUCUGCAGAGGAUGCAGGAUGAAGAUGAUGGCCCUUACUCAAAAGGGAGCAAAGACUCAGGUGGACUGGACACAGCCCUGGUUUCAAGAAGGCAAAGUAUACCAGAAGAAUUCAGAGGAGUCACUAUUGUGGAACUGAUUAAAAAAGAAGGAAGCACCCUUGGCUUAACUAUAUCUGGUGGUACAGAUAAAGAUGGUAAACCAAGAGUUUCCAACCUGAGACCAGGAGGGCUGGCAGCAAGGAGCGACCAGCUAAACGUUGGUGACUACAUCAAGUCAGUGAAUGGGAUUAACCUGACGAAACUUCGCCAUGACGAAAUCAUAAGCCUGUUGAAGAACGUGGGGGAAAGGGUGGUGCUAGAGGUGGAAUACGAGCUGCCGCUAGCGGCCCCGGAUAAUAGUGCCGGCAUCAUUCCAAAGACCAUUGAAGUGACCCUGUACAAAGAAGGCAACAGUUUUGGAUUUGUACUACGAGGAGGAGCCCACGAAGAUUGGCACAAAUCCAGGCCAUUAGUACUGACAUAUGUUAGGCCAGGUGGUCCAGCAGACAGGGAAGGGUCUCUGAAAAUUGGGGACAGGCUGUUGAGUGUUGAUGGGAUUCCCCUUCACAGUGUGAGUCACGCUGACGCAUUGAACAUCCUUCGCCAGUGCAACCAAGAGGCACUUUUCCAGAUUGAGUAUGAUGUCACCAUAAUGGAUACAGUAGCCAAUGCUUCGGGUCCUUUGCUAGUGGAAAUUGCAAAGACUCCCGGCUCUGCACUAGGAAUCACACUAGCAACGAACACCCAUCGGAAUAAGCAGGUCAUAGUCAUUGACAAGAUCAAGCCAGCCAGUGUGGUAGACAGGUGUGGGGCCUUGCAUGUUGGCGAUCACAUCCUUUCCAUCGAUGGCACCAGCACUGAACAUUGCUCCUUGCUGGAGGCUACCCAACUGCUAGCUGCAACGUCAGAAAACGUCAAGUUGGAGAUACUACCUGCACACCAGAGUAGACUCCCCCUCAAGCCUCCAGACACGGUCAAAGUUCAGAAGAGCGACCACCACCAUUGCUGGGAUCCCUGCGUCAGCUAUUGCCACACUCACCAUCCAGGGCAUUGCAAGACACCCACCUGGAACCAGACAUCCAGCCAGGAUUACUGCAAAUCUCUUGUAGCUGCCAGCUUUGCAUCUCCCACGAUGAACACGUCUGCGUUCGCCUGCCAGAAUUCUAAUACUCUACCUCGAAGCAACCAUCCCAUGAGCCCACGGGCCACCAUGUUGAGGAGAAGACAAAGGAAGAAGGAGCACAAAAGCUCAUUGUCCUUAGCCUCUAGCACUGUGGGACCUGGAGGGCAGAUUGUUCAUACGGAAACAACCGAGGUGAUUCUAAGAGGAGACCCCUUGAAUGGCUUUGGACUGCAGCUGCAGGGAGGGAUCUUUGCUACUGAAACUCUCUCGUCUCCACCUCUCAUCCGAUUUAUUGAGCCUGACAGCCCAGCCGAGAGGUGUGGCCUCCUGCAAGUUGGAGAUAGGGUGCUUUCCAUCAACAGCAUUGCAACAGAAGAUGGGACAAUGGAAGAAGCCAACCAGCUCUUGCGGGAUGCAGCACUUACUAACAAGGUUGUGCUAGAGAUUGAAUUUGAUGUAGCAGAAUCGGUCAUUCCCAGCAGUGGUACCUUUCACGUGAAGCUACCCAAGAAAAGAGGUGUGGAACUUGGGAUUACUAUCAGCUCAAGCAGAAAGUCUGGGGAGCCUUUAAUUAUCUCUGAUAUCAAGAAGGGAAGUGUAGCACACAGGACUGGGACCUUAGAGCCCGGAGACAAGCUUUUAGCCAUUGAUAAUAUCCGACUCGACAAUUGCUCAAUGGAGGAUGCGGUGCAGAUCUUAAAGCAGUGUGAAGAACUUGUCAAAUUGAAGAUCAGGAAGGAUGAGGAUAAUUCUGAUGAGCAAGAAACAACUGGUGCUAUCAUCUACACAGUGGAGCUAAAGAGAUAUGGUGGACCCCUGGGAAUCACUAUUUCAGGGACUGAGGAGCCUUUUGACCCAAUUGUCAUUUCAGGAUUGACAAAACGAGGGCUGGCGGAAAGGACUGGAGCUAUCCAUGUAGGAGACCGGAUAUUAGCUAUUAAUAAUGUAAGCCUUAAGGGGAAGCCUCUGAGUGAAGCCAUUCAUCUACUCCAGAUGGCUGGAGAAACUGUAACUCUGAAGAUCAAGAAGCAAACAGAAAGGACUUACCCGAAACAGUCUGGGAGUAUAAAUGAAGUGAGCGACCCAGAAGAUGACCUGACUGAUUCCCAGAAAACUAGCAAACUCUCUGAGAUUUAUUCCACCACAAUCCCCAGUGUGGACAGUGCAAUGGAAUCCUGGGACGGUUCUGGCAUUGAUGCUGGUUAUGGAAGUCAGGUAGGUACAUACUUGCCGCAAGCUGUUGGCAUUGCGCUUCACCCACAUGAAUGGAGAUCCAGCAGGCAGAAGAACAGUACCCCUCCUGGUGAUCCCAGAAAGAGUUACCCCUUUAUGGAUGGCAGUUUCAGUGAAGAUGACUGGGAGAAGCCCAGCAGAUAUCCCAACCGCCAAAAUGGCCUUGAGACCGCACAUGAGGAUAAUUUUUGGCGUGUUUUUGGAGAAGCUUUGGAGGACUUGGAAACAUGCGGCCAGUCUGAGCUUUUGAGGGAGAUUGAGGCAUCCAUCAUGACAGGGAGUGUACACAAUCUAGACCUUGACGGGGGCAAGUUGCUUAUGAAUUCUGUCAACCAAUCAGGACUGAGUCCACCAAGGAAAGGGAACACCAAGAGCUCAGGCGAAGGGAAGGGCAAUGCCAAUGUCACUCCCACCAAGAAAAAUGGCAGGAAUUUGGAGAUUAAGAUGAUGAAGGAAGAGAUCCAAGAAAUCAUGUCUCCCACCCCUCUUGAGCUGCACAAGAUAACUAUUUAUAAGGAUCCAGAAACUGAAGACUUUGGAUUCAGUGUCUCAGAUGGCUUGCUGGAAAAAGGCGUCUAUGUGAAUAUGAUCCGCCCAGAUGGGCCAGCUGAUCAGUGUGGACUCAAGCCUUAUGACAGAGUCCUUCAGGUAAACCGCAUUCGAACCCGGGACUUUGACUGCUGCUUAGCUGUCCCUUUGAUAUCUGAAGCAGGAGACAAACUGGACCUGGUAAUCAGCCGGAAUCCCCUGGCCUUCACUGCCAAAGCCCAGCUCGAUGAGGAUUUGCCAGGCCGGCAGCCUCCUAGUGUGGAGGUCAAGGCAAACACACAGACGCUCUGAAUGCUGGGUGGGCUUGGCGUCAACGGCUCUUGAGGUCCUGUGGGGGUGGGGGCAAAGGGGUUGAUGGGUGUCUGUAACACUUUUUUCGGUUUUACUUUUGCACUGGUAUUGUGAUUACUCUGUGUAACGUAACUUGCCAUGAAGAAAUGGGUUUCCCUUUUGUCGCAUCUUGAAGCCAGUCAGCCUAGGCCUUGAAGGCCCGAGCUGAGACAGACGGAUGGUAAUGGUCCCGCUUUGGCCAACACGGUGGGUAGGAUGGGCUGCUGUUGCCACUGAAAGCAGGAAGCAGUGCCCAGCACAACUCACCUGGGAGAGAACAUCCUUUGCUCAUGGUAUGAGCUUCUCCAGCGAAUGGGGUCACAGGGCACCAGACCAUCAUCUUCGCCCCUGUCUUCGAAGGGCUUGGAUACAUGGUGCUAUUUUCUUGUUGUUUGCUUUGUUAAGUCAUGUACAGUGAAACUUAAAACACAACACACACA